Molecule: messenger RNA, 2431 nt
Organism: Cynoglossus semilaevis (tongue sole)
Lineage: Eukaryota; Metazoa; Chordata; Actinopteri; Pleuronectiformes; Cynoglossidae
Gene: treh
Product: trehalase (brush-border membrane glycoprotein)
Exons: 15
Coding region: 322-1947 (541 amino acids)
Biological process (GO): trehalose catabolic process
Molecular function (GO): alpha,alpha-trehalase activity
Source: RefSeq, a predicted model, not a curated record
AAUUAUUGUGGGGGCGGGGUCUUUGACAUUAGAGACCAGUAGUCCGGACUCUAUUUUUAUUUCCGACUUCGUUUUCGUAGAGCCGGAGUGUCAUUUUCAAAUCUAGUUGGUAGUUUGUUCUGUUCUAGUUACCAUUAGUAACGUAGUAGUUUGUAGUUUACCUCCAGAUUAAUUAUGCGAUCGAUGUCUUUGUUUUAAUCGUAGACCCAUGUUACUUUGCUUUCACUUUCUGUUUCUCGCGCUUGUGAUAGAGUCGACAAAAACCGCUUGGCGUGGAGGCGGCAGUUCACGAUCUCAGCGUCACUCCUGCAGCAGCUCAGGAUGCAGAGAGUGUUGUGGUGUUUUUCAGCAGCCUUUCUUCUGGUUGGUGUAAACGGUCUCCCACCAUGUGACAGUGAAAUCUAUUGCAAUGGAAACAUCCUGUCUGCAGUGCAGACGUCGAGACUGUUUGAUGAUGACAAGUACUUUGUUGACAUGAAGUUAAAGGCCCCGCCUGAUGUUGUUCUGUUGGCUUACCGCAACUUUUCAAAAGAAAUGUUCUAUGGGCGGGUGCCGCCAACCAAGCUGCAGGAGUUUGUUAAUCUAUACUUUGACAAGCCAGGGACUGAGUUUGAACCGUGGACACCACCGGACUGGCAUGACAAGCCAAAGUUCCUGGGACGGAUAGCUGACCAGAAUCUACGCCUCUGGGCUGAGGAGAUUCACAAUCUGUGGAAGUCUCUUGGCAGGAAGAUAAGCACUGAUGUUAAUGAUCACCCAGAGCUCUACUCACAGAUAUACAUCCCAUAUCCAUUUGUUGUGCCCGGGGGGCGCUUCAGGGAAAUCUACUACUGGGACUCCUACUGGAUCAUCAAUGGUCUCCUGCUGUCGGAGAUGACAGACACAGCCUACGGAAUGAUCCAAAACCUCCUCGGCCUUGUCAACAGAUAUGGCUUUGUUCCAAAUGGUGGGCGGAUUUACUAUGAAAGACGCAGUCAGCCCCCGUUUCUCACUCUGAUGGUAGAUAGUUAUUAUCAAGCCACCAAGGAUAAAAAUUUCCUGAGGAAAGCUUUACCAGUUCUGGAGCAGGAGUACAACUUCUGGAUGCAGAAUCGUUCAGUAGCUGUAAGUGAACACAUUCUGAACCGGUAUCAUGUGGAGAUCUCUAUGCCCAGGCCUGAGUCCUACACAGAUGAUCUGGAAUUAACUGAAGAACUCUCCAAUGAUGAGAAAAAUCAGCUUCUCAUGGAGCUGAAAGCAGGUGCUGAAUCCGGGUGGGACUUCUCAUCCCGCUGGUACAUUGAUGGUGAUGGGAACAACAUUGGUACACUAAGUGAGACACGAACCAGCCAGUUCCUGCCCUCAGACCUGAAUGCUCUGAUGUGUCUAAACGAAAAGACUCUAGCUUCAUUUCACAUGAUACUGGAUGAUUUUGAGUCAGCAGCACGGUUCAACCUGGCUGUAGACCGUAGGCUGGCAGCCAUCGAGUCCGUGCUCUGGGAUGCUGAGAGGGGCGCCUGGUUUGACUACAACCUGAUGACGCACUCCAAACACUUUGAAUUUUACCCCUCCAACCUGGCACCUGUCUGGGCAGAGUGCUAUUCUAAGCCCGCGAUGGGAGAGAAGGCCGUGCAGUAUUUGAAGGCGAGUGGUGCUCUGCAGUUUCCCAACGGAGUCCCCACGUCGCUCCGACAGUCAGGGCAGCAGUGGGACUAUCCUAAUGCAUGGCCUCCAUUACAGCACAUGCUCAUCAGCGGUUUAUCUAAAAUUCAAUCAGCGGAAGCUCAGGAGCUAGCCUUUGAUUUGGCCCAGCGCUGGAUCAGGACCAACUGGUUGGCGUAUGUGAAGUAUGAGGCCAUGUUUGAAAAGUAUGAUGUGAAUGGAGAUGGAAAACCUGGUGGUGGAGGAGAGUAUGAAGUUCAGGUACUUCAUCGCCUGUGUUCUCAUCAUGCCCCGUGUCAACGCUGAUGAAUACACAGAGUUGCUGGCAAUUCCAGCCCAUCAGGACUCCAGCUUAUAACCACCUGCUCUUCGUUGGCACUCGGUGAUCUGCUUUACCUAUGUUGUAAUCCUUUGGCUCUUUGUGCAUGCUCCUUGCUACUUUUUGUUAUACAUGGAUUUUUCCUGCUUUUCCACAGUUCAUGUUUUGCUUUUUGCUUUUUGAGCUGGAUCCUUUUUGCUCCUGAGUCAGCAGCUCCACCACUUUCUCCCUCUGCCUCCACUGCCGCUCAUUAGCAGUGGGAAUCCUGCCUGCGCCCUGGCUUCAGCUCCAUUGCUUCCGUUGCCUCAGCCCGUGCUGCUUGCUUCAACCUACAUUUGCACAUUCCUAAUUUGUUAAUUAACAUAUUUCCUCACGCCUGUAUCUGUGCCACUGUAAUACAUACAAUUCUAAGAAGUUUCUCAAAAGAAUAACAUUUUCUCAAAUCUAGUUAAAUCGAAUCUGUUGGGUUUG